AUGUCCUGGUGCGCCGCGUCAGCGGUGCUGAAUCAUGGCGCCGUGGCGCCGUCGUCGCGUGCGGGGCGCACGCGCGUACCCACUUCGAUGCAGCUCGUGCUGCUGGAGCACUCGAUCGCACAGUCGAGUGUUGGUCUGUGUCGUGAGAUGAUAGUGCGAGCCGUGGAGCGAUCGUGUCCGGUCGUGGUGGUGUGUGUCCAGCGUCAGCCGCAGCUGUACCCGUCAGGCGUCGGCGUGCACGUCAUCGACUACCACUACCGCUCCGUCCACGAUGGCAUGUCGCUCGCACACGUCGAGCGCAGUAUCCUCGCGGCAGUCGAUAAGCUUGCUCAGCACACGCGGAUGACCAUCGUCUUGGACUCUUUGGAUGCCCUCGUCGAAUCAACGCAGUGCUCGGAUCGCGCUGCGUACGCCUUUGUUCGGAGACUCUUGUCGUUUCUGCCGCGCUUCUCACGCGUCGUGCUGGGCUACGAUGGCGAUCCGACUGCGUCGGCUGCGUCGCUCGUUUCGUCGCUGCGGUGCCCACAGCUAUGGGUCGGCAUCCAGCCGAUGCACGAUGUCUUGUCCGGUCCGCCCUGGACGCACGCCACCCUGUCUGUGCGUGUGCACCCGGCUGCCUUUGUGCGCUACAUACACGAGACCUACGGCCUCGCGCCCCCUGCCUCUCACGCCUCUCUCCGACGCGCCGCCUACGAAGACGCGCUCCUUACAUACCCCAACGACGACGCCAUGCCGCCAGAUACGUCGCCAGACAUGCGGUUCUGGUCCGUCGUGCACCAUGCCGCACGCCGCGGCCCAUGGGGCGUGCUGGACGAGCCUGGCAGCACGGGCUGGUGGGGCGCGCCGCCGACUCGAUGGGCGAGUCUCGAGGCCGGCGCUGCACGGACGCACUCAGAGCCCGUCAUGUCAUGGGACGAUAUUCUGCAAGACACAGAUGGAUGCCUCUUUCUCGAGACGCACAUCUACCAAUCCACCGGCAAGCAGGUCGACGAAUGGGCUCUAUGCGCCUACGACACACAUCACCGCCUGCGUAUCAAGGCACUGGACCACUACGCCACAGCGCCGAUCGCACCGCCGCCGCCCCAGCACACUCAGGUGCCAUUCAAUCUGCACGAGACACCACAGCAGCGCGAGCGCCGCGACCAGGUGCCCCUGCCCUUCGCGUACCAGCUGCAAGAUGCGACGCCGCGUGGAUCCACGGGCCAAAGCACCAUCUUUUUCGAUCCGGAAAGUGAGGACGACGAGGAUGACGACGAUCCCGACGACGACCUGGAUAUCUAG
Messenger RNA from Malassezia restricta, 1281 nucleotides. RefSeq names its product serine/threonine-protein kinase. Gene Ontology annotation, molecular function: tRNA binding. Gene Ontology annotation, cellular component: cytosol; elongator holoenzyme complex; nucleus. Gene Ontology annotation, biological process: tRNA wobble uridine modification. Bases 1 to 1281 code for a protein of 426 amino acids. The transcript has a single exon. NCBI's taxonomy places the organism in Eukaryota, Fungi, Basidiomycota, Malasseziomycetes, Malasseziales, Malasseziaceae. The record is from RefSeq and is a predicted model, not a curated record.